AUGAGUAAGGUACCGAAGGAUCUUCUGCUGCGGUCAUGUGCUGAUAUUAUUGAUUACAGCAACAAAGUGAAGAAACGAAAGUUUACCGAAACUGUUGAGCUACAAAUAGCGUUGAAAAACUAUGACGUUCAGAAAGACAAGAGAUUCACCGGCACUGUGCGACUAAAGCACAUUCCUCGUCCCAGAAUGUCUGUGUGUGUGCUUGGGGACGAACAACACUGUGACGAGGCCAAAGCAGCAGGAAUUCCAUGUAUGGAUGCGGAAGAAUUGAAGAAAUUCGGCAAAGAGAAGAAGCCGUUGAAAAAAUUCGCCAAGAGUUACCACGCUUUUGUCGCUAGUGAAACCAUCAUUCGUCAGUUUACAAGGACAGUGGUUCCAAUCCUAACCAAGUAUGGAAAGUUUCCAAGUGCAGUCACACACAACGAGCCACUAAUGAAUAAGGUUGACGAAAUAAAAGCUACAGUCAAAUUCCAGAUGAAGAAGGUUCUCUGCCUGAAUGUCGCUGUUGGCCACGUAAAAAUGACUCCUGAGGAGCUGGCUCAAAAUAUCAACUUGUCAAUAAACUUCCUUGUAACCCUAUUGAAGAAGAAUUGGCAAAACGUCAGGUGUUUGUACAUUAAGAGUACUAUGGGUAAACCGCACAGGUUGUACUAA
This is a messenger RNA of Schistosoma intercalatum, 654 nucleotides long. The record is from the annotation of a GenBank genome assembly. NCBI's taxonomy places the organism in Eukaryota, Metazoa, Platyhelminthes, Trematoda, Strigeidida, Schistosomatidae.